Molecule: messenger RNA, 1089 nt
Organism: Microthlaspi erraticum
Lineage: Eukaryota; Viridiplantae; Streptophyta; Magnoliopsida; Brassicales; Brassicaceae
Source: the annotation of a GenBank genome assembly
AUGAUGAGCCAUAGCUUUGGCAUCGUCAAAGCAACCGAGACAUUAAAAUUUUUUGAAGAUUUGGAAAUAGAGAAGAAACUUAAGCUUAUUAACAAACCUGCAGUCAAAAUCAUCAAGUCUAUAUAUGGUGAACGGUAUGGGUGCGUGGAUUUCUACAAACAACCAGGAUUCGACCACUCAUCCAUGAUGAAUCACACAUCCUUUCACUCUAAGAUGCGUAUGAUGUCAUUACAUCCCGAAGGAUCAAAACUGCAAAGAGGGACACUUGGUAACAAAAAAUUUGGGUACUUUUGGGAGAAUGGCAUAGGAUGUCCUAAUGGUACGGUCCCUAUACUUAGAGCUACCAAAGGCGAUCUCUUCAGAUUGAAAUCGUUCGGUGGCGAAAAUUUGAAUCCCCAAAGUUCGUGGAACAAUACUUAUGAACCUAUGUCUGCCGGCAGUGGCUAUCAUUUUGCUGUUGUGCGAACUAACGGGCCAAAGAGUUACAAUGGAGCGUACAUGAAUGUUAGGAUAUGUACCCCUCCGGUUCAACCGAAUCAAAGGAGCUCUGCUCGAAUGAUGAUUCGGUUUGGAAAUGAAUUCAUCCAAGCCGGUUGGACCGCUGGAGGACAUGCAUGCUAUCACACCAGAUGCCCGAGUGGAGCCGGGAUGAUACAGGUCCGUCAGGAUUUUGGUCCUGGUUUACCUCUCCGGGAUAAAUAUGCUACUCUUGACAUCGCCAUAAUGAAGGACAAAAGCAACGCGACCUGGUCGCUUUACGUGGCCGGGGAAGAAAUUGGGUACUGGCCAUCGAGCAGGUUCAAAGUAAGCUCCGGGACGAUGGUAGAAUGGGGAGGUGCAGUGUACAGUCCGCCGUCGUCUCCAAGUCCUAUGAUGGGUACCGGUCGUUUUCCGACCGGGAACCCUAACAUCGACUCCUAUAUCCGUUUGAUCUCGAUCGUCGACGGAGACUAUAAGGAGGAUAAAACAGUGACUAACAGGUAUUCCUAUUCGGACAAUAAUCAUGCCUAUAAAGUGACAGACGCGACGGAGACAUUCUAUAGUUAUACAGGUCAUAUUAUCUUUUAUGGAGGCCCCGGGGGAAUUUAG